Medicago truncatula (barrel medic) is the source of this 1793-nucleotide messenger RNA. Its product is annotated as protein UPSTREAM OF FLC. The record is from RefSeq and is a predicted model, not a curated record. NCBI's taxonomy places the organism in Eukaryota, Viridiplantae, Streptophyta, Magnoliopsida, Fabales, Fabaceae. The transcript is spliced from 5 exons. Bases 152 to 1420 code for a protein of 422 amino acids.
AUAAAUACAGUUGAAAAUCUAAUUCAACAUUUUCAACUCUAACAAACCAAGUAAAGUAACCAUCGAACCAACCCCUGUUCUCUCUUUCUGCACUUAAACGCUCAUUCGUUUCUCUGUUUUCCCGCUGCUUCGGUUUUUUCAAAGAAGAGAAAUGUCGGUGACUUCAAGCUCUAGAGGAAGACCAGGUACCAGAGAAACUAGCCCAGAGAGAACCAAAGUUUGGACUGAACCCAAACCCAAAACACCCAGAAAAGUCUCUGUAGUUUACUACCUCUCACGUAAUGGCCACCUUGAACACCCCCAUUUCAUGGAAGUCCCUCUCUCUUCACCCCAUGGUCUCUACCUCAAAGAUGUAAUCAUUCGUUUGAACCUUCUCCGUGGGAAAGGAAUGCCAACUAUGUACUCCUGGUCCUCUAAACGGAGUUACAAGAACGGUUUCGUUUGGCACGAUUUAACAGAGAGCGAUUUCAUCUACCCAACGCAAGGGCAUGACUACAUUCUCAAAGGAUCUGAGAUUCUCGAACAUGAAACCACCGCUCGACCACCGUUGGAGGAAGAAUCUGAUUCUCCGGUGGUGAUUACACGGCGGCGCAACCAGUCAUGGAGCUCCAUCGACUUAAAUGAGUAUCGAGUUUAUAAGUCCGAGCCGUUGGGUGAAAACAUCGCCGCCGACGCGUCGACGCAGACGGAGGAGAAACGGAGACGGAGAAGAGUUCUGAGGGAAGAAGAUGAAGAACAAGAAGAAGAAGAAAAAGAGAAGAAUGAUGAAAUUGAAAACGAAGGUGAAACAGAGAAUCAAAAUCAGAGUACGGAGCUAAGCAGGGAAGAGAUUUCACCUCCGCCGUCAGAUUCAAGUCCAGAAACACUGGGAACAUUAAUGAAAGUAGAUGGACGGCUGGGAUUACGAUCUGUUCCUAAAGAGAAUCCAACGGUUGAGAGUUGUCCAAGUGGAAGGAUGAGAGCUUCAUCGGUACUGUUGCAGUUGUUAUCGUGCGGUGCAGUGUCUUUCAAGGAAGGGAGUGGGGCCAGUUCUGGUAAAGAUCAACGGUUCUCGUUGGUUGGGCACUAUAAGUCUAGACUACCCCGGGGAGGAGGAAAUCAUGUGGGAAAAGAAGUGGGGACAUUGGUGGAAAUUCCGGAUUUGAAUAGGGUAAGAUUGGAAGAUAAAGAGUACUUCAGUGGGAGUUUGAUUGAAACCAAAAAAGUUGAAGCUCCUGCUUUCAAGAGGUCCUCUUCUUACAAUGCAGAUAGCAGUUCCCGGUUGCAGAUCAUGGAGCAUGAAGGAGAUAUGGUGCGAGCAAAGUGCAUACCAAGGAAAUCCAAGACACUGCUAACGAAGAAAGAAGAAGGUACUUCAAGUUCCAUGGAUAGUGUUAGCCGUAGCCAACAUGGAAGCAAAAGAUUUGAGGGACAACAAUAAGUUGAAUAAGAAACUAUGUCAAAUUAGCAAUGGAAGGUUGUUUUGUAGCUUACUGUCUAGAAGGGAUUAAAUGCUAAAAGAAGUGAAAUUAGUGUGAUGUAUAAUAUUGACAGAGAUAGGGUAAGUACUAAUUAAGUAGGGGUAGUAUUUCCACCUAGAGCUUUACAAUUUGCAAGUCACAGGCACAGAACUAUGGACAGAUACAUUAAGCAAGGAUUAUCAUGUGAUUAAAAUACUAGUUUGUAGAUCUUGUCCAUUUUGAUCUUUAGGUUUUGGCCAAAAGUCAGUGCCUGUAACGGUUGUUUUUUGUUUUCUUUCUUGGCUUUCUUGUGCCGGUGAUAAUUGCCUUUAGUGUAUUAUUUAUUAGUGUUCA